AUGAAACCAGGAAAUGAUACACACAUUUCAGAAUUUCUUCUUCUGGGACUUUCAGAGAAACCAGAAUUGCAGCCCCUCAUAUUUGGGCUUUUCCUCUCCAUGUACCUGAUCACUGUGUGUGGAAACCUGCUCAUCAUCCUGGCCACCAUCUCAGACUCCCACCUGCACACCCCCAUGUACUUCUUCCUCUCCAACCUGUCCUUUGCUGACAUCUGUGUCACCUCCACCAACAUCCCAAAGAUGCUGGUGAACAUCCAGACACAGAGCAAGGUCAUCACCUAUGCAGGCUGCAUCACCCAGGUGUUCUUUUACAUAGUUUUCCUAGUGUUGGAUGACUUCCUCCUGACUGUGAUGGCCUAUGACCGGUAUGUGGCCAUCUGUCACCCCCUGCAUUACACGGUCAUCAUGAAUCCCUGGCUCUGUGGAAUGCUGGUUCUGGCAUCUUGGAUUAUAGGUGUCCCGUAUUCCUUGUUACAAACCUUAAUGGCAUUGCGGCUGUCUUUCUGUACACAUGUGGAAAUACCCCACUUUUUCUGUGAACUUUAUCAGAUGAUCCACCUUGCCUGCUCUGACACCUUUCUUAAUGCUAUGGUGACCUAUUUUGCAACUGUGCUGCUGGGCAUCGGCCCCCUCACUGGGAUCCUUUACUCGUACUCUAAGAUAAUUUCCUCCAUUUGUGCAAUCUCAUCAGCUCAGGGAAAGUACAAAGCAUUUUCCACCUGUGCCUCUCACCUCUCUGUUGUCUCCUUAUUUUAUUGUACGAGUCUAGGAGUGUAUCUUAGUGCUGGUGCUGCCCGCAGCUCCCCCUCAAGUGCAGCAGCUUCAGUGAUGUACACUGUGGUCACCCCCAUGCUGAACCCCUUCAUCUACAGUCUGAGGAAUAAAGACAUAAAGAGGGCUCUGAAAAGAUUAUCUGGGAGAAUGGUAUAA
Messenger RNA from Tupaia belangeri chinensis (Chinese tree shrew), 930 nucleotides. RefSeq names its product olfactory receptor 7A5-like. The record is from RefSeq and is a predicted model, not a curated record. Gene Ontology annotation, molecular function: G protein-coupled receptor activity; olfactory receptor activity. Gene Ontology annotation, cellular component: membrane. Gene Ontology annotation, biological process: G protein-coupled receptor signaling pathway. NCBI's taxonomy places the organism in Eukaryota, Metazoa, Chordata, Mammalia, Scandentia, Tupaiidae. The transcript has a single exon. The coding region runs from base 1 to 930 and encodes 309 amino acids.